CCGGGUGGGCUGUGGGUUGCAGCUCCGCUGCGCCUCCUGGCAGACGCCGUCAGGGCCUGUGCUGGAAUCCCAGACCCUCGGUGCGCCGUAGGCACCAUUCCACUGAGUCCGGGAAACAGUCUCGCCCCCACCUGCCCCUAAGGGCAGCUGUGCCGAAUCUCUGGGAAGAGAACGGGGCGGGCGGGGGGGGGGGGGGGUUAGCCCGUGUUUGACUAAAUCGCUACCUGGGGGAGACUCCCUAGAGAGUACAUCUAGGCAUAUAGAUUGAUGAGCUUCUAGUGGGGUCCUGCCUGGGGCGGGAGGAAGAGAGUCUGGCAGGGGAGUGUAGGCAGGAGCAUACGUAACCAUAUCACCCAAGUGGAAAAACUGGGACAGAUACCAGUUUCCGAAGCUUAAGGAAACUGCCUUGAAGACAGGCCGUCAGAGAAGUAUCCUAUUUGGAAGGGAUGGAGGGAGAUGAGGCCAGCACCAAAUUUGGUUGGGCCCCAAAUGCAGAAUGGAGUAGCUGAAUAGUUCCACCACGUAACUGGAAGUCAGGGGACUUUGUAGAGUCUGACUUGAGAUGUGUUUCUCAAAAACACGUGGCAGCCUUACCACGUCAAAGUGUGAGGCUGGAUUAAGAUGAAGAGCCUGGAGGCAAACAGCCUGGCAGCAAAGAGACGAAUCUGGAAGCUGUCGUAUCUGCUCAAGGGACAGGCAACCGUGUGCUGCUCUACCAGUCUCUGCUUGCCGACACCCUGCUCAAGUGGCCGACCUUCCUCCUAAUCAUAGAGCCUAAUCAGUAAAAAUCCCGACUGGGCCUCUUACAAGCUGGGCAUCUUCAUCUGUCUGAACUGCUCCGGAGUCCACCGCAACUUCCCAGACAUCAGCAAAGUGAAAUCCGUGAGACUUGACUUCUGGGACGACAGUAUUGUGGAGUUUAUGACUCGCAAUGGGAACCUCCGAGUGAAGGCCAAGUAUGAAGCCAGAGUCCCUGCUUUCUACUAUGUCCCCCAGGCCAACGACUGCUUGGUCUUAAAGGAACAAUGGAUUCGAGCUAAGUAUGAGAGACAGGAAUUUAUGGCUGAUGGGAAAAUCAUCUCGCCCCCAGGUAACCGAGAAGGGUUCCUGUGGAAGCGGGGCAGGGACAACGCACAGUUCCUGCGAAGGAGGUUUGUCCUCCUGGCAAGAGAAGGCCUCCUGAAGUACUAUACUAAAGAAGAGGGUAAAGACCCCAAAGCUGUCAUCAGCAUCAAGGACUUGAAUGCCACCUUUCAGACGGAGAAGAUAGGGAACCCCCACGGGCUGCAGAUCACCUACCGGCGAGAAGGCCACGUCAGGAACCUGUUUGUGUAUCACGAAAGUGGGAAGGAGAUAGUGGACUGGUUCAAUGCCCUCCGUGCAGCCCGUCUUCAGUACCUAAAAAUGGCCUUUCCUGAGCUCCCAGAGUCUGAGCUCGUGCCCCUCAUCACCAGGAACUACCUCAAACAAGGCUUCAUGGAAAAGACGGGUCCAAAGCAGAGAGAACCUUUCAAGAAAAGGUGGUUUGCCCUGGACCCCCAGGAGCGGAGGCUGCUCUAUUACAAGAACCCACUGGACGCCUUUGAGCAGGGCCAGGUAUUUCUCGGGAGCAGCGAGCAGGGGUACCAGGUGUACGAAGACCUGCCCAAGGGCGUCCGGGGCAAUCGCUGGAAAGCCGGCCUCACCAUGGUCACCCCCCAGCGAAGGUUCGUCUUCACCUGCCCCAGCGAGAAGGAGCAGCGCGAAUGGCUGGAGAGUUUUCGGGACGUCCUCUCCCGGCCCCUGACGCCCCUCAACCUCCUCCGUAAGAGGCCGGACCUGGGGGUUGUCCUUCUGGCCGAGGGUGGUGGGCGGAAAGGGGCUUCCGCACCUGGGUUCAGCCGGGAGCCCUGAAACCGGGCUCAUGGCUCCGGACUGCCCUCUUUCCCUUUUCUUCUCUUCCUGCCAAAGAAAAGUUCAGACGGCGCACGUUACUGCCAGAAAACCCUCUCUGUCCCCGCCAGGUCCCUCGGCCUUUCCCCGUUAGCAGCUGGAGGAGUUUGGCCCCGGCGGCACGGGCGGUUAGCGCCCCUUUCCCACCCUGCUCCGUGCAGGAGCCGGCAGCCUCUCUGUGCCGCCGCCCCCUGUCCCUGAGUCCCUGUUCUCGUGAGAAAACCCUGGCCUGUUGUUAAGGUCACCCCCGCUGGGCAGCUCCUGGGAUUUCGGAUUCCUCCCCACGGAGGGAAGGCUAUUUUUAGGGCCCUUUUUUCUCUGGGUCUCCCCUCCCCCACCCUGCUCCUCCCUUCACCCCAGCUGUGUCACGAGCAGGCUUCCCCAUCUGCAGACGCCCCACGAAAGGAGGGGGGAUGUUCGGAGCCAGAGCAGGAAGCUUCUGGCCUGGGUCUGGCUUCUGGGACGCUCGGAAGAAGUUCUGUGUCUGGAAAAGUACAGCCUGAGCAGGUGGCCCCACACGGCUCCUUGGGAGAAACCCUUGUGCCCUCUGAGUCUGACCUGUAUAAACACAAACUGGCUUCAUUUUCCAAAAUCCCAAAGCCCAGGAGCCUCAGCAAUGGCCUCGUGGUUGGUGGUGAGGCAUGUCAGCUGGCGUUUUCUUUUCCCUGGGGGCCUGUGCGGCUGCAUCUCUUGUCUGUUUUUCUCUGUUUGCUGCAUCUCUUUGCUUUUCUCUCCUUCUCUAGUGUGUGUCCCCUCUAUUACCUUUCCAGUCCGGUUUUUAUUUUGUCAUUGUUCCCUUGUCCCCCGCUGUCCCUUCCCUCCAGUGGGACUUCGUUGGCAGGGCCACACCUCAAUCCUCUUCUUGUUCCCCUUGCAGCUGCAUCAACAGAGAGUGGCUGCAGCAGGUGACCCACUGGCCACCCGGUGUACCCGGUGGGAAGGAGUUCUCCCCUCGGCUCUGGGUGCCCAGUAGGAGCGCCCCACAGUUGGCAGCUGUCAUGGGCAGUGAACUCUACCAAGACCAGAGCUUUGGCCUUUAUCUGCCAGCUCCUUGGGCCUCCCCACUGCCCGGCUCUGGGAACCUGGUAAAUGUCCUCAAGGCCCAGGACAUCUCAAAUGAAGGCAUUGCCAUAGAAAGAACCACAGCAUCAGACAAGUGGCAUUCUUGCUGGAAAAAAAACAGCAAAAAAAGUUUACUAUGAAUCUAACCAUGAACAGAGUUCCUGUUAUGGCUCAGUGGUUAAGAACCUGACGUAGUGUCUGUGAGGAUGUGGAUUCGAUCCCUGGCCUCGCUCAGUGUGUUAAGCAUCCAGUGUUGCCACACCCAGCAGUGUAGGUUGCAGCUGCAGCUUGCAUCCAGUGUUUUGACUAUGGUGUGGGACUUGGCUGCAGCUCCAAUUCACCCCCUAGCCCUGGAACUUCCAUAUGUCGCAGGUGUGACUGUAAAAAGAAAAGGGGAAGAAAAAAAAAAAAAGAAUUUAACCAUGAGGAAAGAAUCAGACAAAUCCACAGUAGAGAAAUUCUGCAGAACAGCCGGCUGAACUCUUCAAGAAUGUCAGUAUCUCGAAAGAUCAAGUACUCUGGAAACUGCUCUAGGUUAGGGGAGACUAAAGAGACAUGGCAACAAAAUGCAAUUCAUUGUUCUUGAUUGGAUCCUGGAUUGAAAAAGAAACAGUUUUAGGAGUUCUCAUGUGGCUCAGAAGGUUAAGGACCUGGUGGUGUCACUGCAGUGCCUUUGUCUACUGCCGUGGCAUGGGUUCAGUCCUUGGCCCAGGGAACUUUUGUAUGCUCUGGACGCAACCAAAAACAAACCAACCAACCAACAAACAAAAAAACAAUUUGAGGGAUGUGAUUGAGAAAACUGGGGAAAUUUAAAGAAGGAUGUAUAUUAAGCAGUAGUUGUGAGAUUGUGAUGAUGAUGCCGUGUUUGUGUAGGAGAGUGCUCUUGUUCGUAGGGGAUCCAUGCUAGAGUGUUCAGGGGUAAAAUGUACUCUUGUCUACAACUGACUCUUAAAUGGUUCAGCAAAAGAUAAGUCUUUGUAUGGAUGUGUGUAGAGAGUAUAUAGAUACAUAGAUAGUGUGUGCGUCUAUGUAUGUGUGGAAGACAGGAAGCCUAUGUUUACACACCGCACACACACACACACACACACGGGAGAAAGAAACUGUGCAAAAUGUUAGCAACUGAUGAAUCUAGAUGAAGUAUAGCUGGAUAUUUACUGUCCAAUUCAUGCAAAUUUUCUAUAGGUUUUUUUUUUUGCCUCUUCUAGGGCUGCUCCCAUAGCAUAUGGAGGUUCCCAGGCUAGGGGUCGAAUUGGAGCUGUAGACGCUGGCCUACACCACAGCCACAGCAAUGCAGGAUCCGAGCCGCCUCUGCGACCUACACCACAGCUCAUGGCAACGCCGGAUCAUUAACCCACUGAGCAAGGCCAGGGAUCGAACCUGCAACGUCAUGGUUCCUAGUCGGAUUUGUUAACCACUGAGCCACGAUGGGAACUCCCCUCUAUAGGUUUUAUAGUUUUCAAAUUUAAAAGUCAGAGGGAAAAGUUCUUUUUUUAAUCUUUUAUUUUUUUUCAUUAAUCAAUUAAUUUAUUACAUCUGUAGUUGUAUAAUGAUCAUCACAAUCCAGUUUCACAGGAUUUCCAUCCCACAACCCAAGCACAUCAGAGGGAAAAUUUCUUUAAAAAUCUGCUUUUCAUUCUUCAAAAGUUGUAGGUUUUCUACAUGAAUCAAAAAUGUUCCUGGGAGGUGUUCCCAUUAUGGCUCAGCGAUAAUGAACCUGACUAGUAUCCAUGAGGACAAAGGUUCGAUCCCUGGCCUCACUCAGUGGGUUAAGGAUCCAGCAUUGUCGUGAGCUGUGGUGUAGGUCACAGACGUGGCUUGGAUCCCACAGCGUUGCUGUGGCUGCGGUGUAGGCCAACAACUGCAGCCCUGAUUUGACCCCUAGCCUGGGAACUUCCAGAUGCCAUGGGUGCAGCCCUAAAAAGAAAAAAAAAGAAAAGAAAAGGUUCCUGAGAAAGUUCUACUACUUUUGUGCACAUUUUAGAAAAAUUCAAAGCCUAGGCAGUACCAACAAAACAGUGUCCUCAUGGAUCAGCCACUAUCCCUAGAAAGAAAGAAGGAAGCUGAGAAGACAACUCAGCUGGACCCCAGGGUGGACAGCCCUCCAGCCCCGCUGCCAGGUCGGGCCUCACCACUAACGAAACUGCUGGAAAACUCACUUCUCCAUCUCUGUGCCUUGGUUUUUCUCCUUCAUAUGAGGAAGUUGUGUAUUAAUUACUGAAAUUCAAUGGAAGCAACCAGUAUUUUUGAGCACCUCCCAGGUACCAGGCUCUGGGAGCAGGCAGGAACCAGGUGAUGCAGUCCCUGCCAUCACAGAUUUCAGAGGCUGGGAGGCAGGAGUGUUCAGAAAGAGGAGGUGCUGGCGGCUCUGAUGCGGAGCACUAGGGUUCAUCAGAGCUGAGGGAAGAGGGGCGCCUUCUUCCCCUCCAGGAAGUGACGAAGUGACAUUGAACGGCUUAGAGGUUAGUCAAGGGAAGGGGGCCCGGAAAACACUGUCGGCUGAGGCAAGAAAACAUUCAGAGGCUCCCAAAUGGCAAAGAGGAGCGGGAAGAUAUCUCCUGUCUCAAGUGCCUGAAAUGUCAGAGAAAGAGAUCGCCCAGGUCUCUGCUCUGUGAUCCUUUGUCUCUUCAAGGGACAUGGAGAAAGACAUUGACUGCUUUCAUUUUAUUGGAGCCCCUGAGGGGUGGGGUGUCUUUAAGAGAGUCUUUGCUUUUUAAGGGAUUUUCUUUUGGAUUCCCCAGUCACAGGACAAGCAACAGCAUCUGGGUGUCUUGCCUGCAGCUUCCUGACUGCCCACAUGGAGAUGUGGGUGCUUCCUCUUCUGGCUCCUGAAGCACCUUGAAAAUGUCUGUUUCACCACCUCCUGGGUUGUAUAUUAAGGCUCAAUUUUACUCGAUUCUCUUAAUGCCUUCCCCCCCCCCCUUUUUUUUAAAUACCACCUGUGAACUCUCUUGGCUGUACUCUGCUAAGUUCUGAGGAUGAGAAAACCAAUAAAGGCACAGAUACACCUUCAA
This is a messenger RNA of Sus scrofa (pig), 6005 nucleotides long. RefSeq names its product ArfGAP with dual PH domains 2 (gene ADAP2). Gene Ontology annotation, biological process: heart development; positive regulation of GTPase activity. Gene Ontology annotation, cellular component: plasma membrane; cytoplasm; intracellular membrane-bounded organelle. NCBI's taxonomy places the organism in Eukaryota, Metazoa, Chordata, Mammalia, Artiodactyla, Suidae. The record is from RefSeq and is a predicted model, not a curated record. Gene Ontology annotation, molecular function: GTPase activator activity; phosphatidylinositol-3,4,5-trisphosphate binding; phosphatidylinositol bisphosphate binding.